UCCCGUGGUGGAAGCCGGCCAGAAGAGCGCUCCCGGGAAGCGCAGGACCGGAGCGCGCGGCGGCUGCAGAGCGCAAGAAGACGGGCGCAGGCGGCCGGGUGGGCGGCGGCCGCGAGCGUGGGCACCCGGCGAGCAGGCCGCGUCACGCUCACCAUGCUCAGCUGCCGGGACGCCGGCGUCCUGCUGUGCGCGCUGCUCGGCUGUGUGCUUUCCUCAGGAUCUAGUUCAGGUUCGAAGUUAAAAGAUCCUGAGCUGAGUUUAAAAGGCCCCCAGCACAUCAUGCAAGCCGGACAGAUGCUCUAUCUCAGAUGCCGAGGCGAAGCAGCUCUUUCAUGGUCUGUGCCUAAAGCAAGUAGAGAAAGUAAAAGGCUGAACAUCACAAAAUCCACCUGUGGCAGAAACGGCAAGCAGUUCUGCAGUGUUCUGACCUUGAACGCGGCUCAGGCAAACCACACGGGCCCGUAUAGCUGCAGAUAUGUAAAUGUCUCCACUUCACGAAAGAAUAAAGCAGAAUCCACAGUCUACGUAUUUAUUCAUGAUACAGAAAGACCUUUUGUAGAGAUGUACACUGAAAUCCCACAAGUUCUAUACAUGGUGGAAGGGCGGGAACUUGUCAUCCCCUGCCGGGUCACAUCACCCAACAUCACUGUGACCUUAAAAAAGUUUCCACUUGAUGAAGUGAUCCCCAUGGGGGACAGGAUCACGUGGAACAGUCAGAAGGGGUUUAUCAUAUCAGACGCCUCAUACAGAGAGAUAGGAAUCCUGACCUGUGAAGCGACAGUCAGCGGACACUUGUAUAACACCAACUAUCUCAUACAUCGACAAACCAAUACAAUCUUAGAUGUCCAAAUAAGCACCCCGACUCCAGUCAAGUUACUCAGAGGUCAGACUCUGAUCCUCAAUUGCACUGCCACCACCCCACUGAACACCAGAGUGCAAAUGACCUGGAGUUACCCCGGGGAGACCAGUAGAAGAGCUUCAAUCAGGCAACGAAUUGACCGAAGCAGUAGCACUGUCAAUGUAUUUUACAGUAUUCUUGUCAUUGACCAAGUGCAGAAUAGGGACAGAGGACUUUACACUUGUCGGGUAAAGAGUGGACCGUCGGUCAGAUCCGUCAAUACCUCAGUGCAUGUAUAUGACAAAGCAUUCAUCACCGUGAAGCAUCGUAAACAGCAGCUGCAUGAGACCGUGGCCGGCAAGAAGGCUUACCGGCUCUCUAUGAAAGUGAAGGCAUUCCCCCCACCAGAAGUUAUAUGGUUAAAAGAUGGGUUGCCUGUGGCCGAGAAGUCUGCUCGCUAUUUGGCUCAUGGCUAUUCGCUAAUUAUCAAAGAUGUAACUCCAGAGGAUACAGGAGAUUACACCAUCUUGCUGGGCAUAAAUCAGGCCAAUGUGUCUAAAAACCUCACUGCCACUCUAAUUGUAAAUGUAAAACCCCAGAUUUAUGAGAAGGCCGUGUCAUCAUUUCCAGACCCAACUCUGUAUCCACUGGGCAGCAAACAGAUCCUGACUUGCACCGUCUAUGGCAUCCCUGAGCCUAUAGUCCAGUGGUUCUGGCGACCCUGUAACUACAGUCAUUCCAAAGCAAGGCAUGAUUUUUGUUCCAACAAUGGAGGAGCCUUCAUCCUGGAUCCCACCCGCAAGACAGGAAACAAGAUUGAGAGCAUCACGCAGCGCAUGGCAGUCAUAGAAGGAAAAAAUAAGAUCGCCAGCACCUUGGUCGUGGCCGACUCUAGAAUUUCUGGAAUCUACAGUUGCGUGGCCUCCAAUAAAGUCGGGACUGUGGAAAGAAACAUGAGCUUUUAUGUCACAGACGUGCCAAAUGGGUUUCACAUUCACUUGGAAAAAAUGCCUACAGAAGGAGAGGACCUGAAGCUGUCUUGCACAGUCAACAAGUUCUUGUACAGAAACGUGACUUGGAUUUUGCUGCGAACAGUUAACAACAGAACGAUACGGCACAGUAUUAGCAAGCAAAAAAUGGCCGUCAUGAAGGAGCACUCCGUUACCCUCAAUCUCCUCAUCAAGAACGUGUCCCUGGACGACUCAGGCACCUAUGCCUGCAGAGCCAGGAACGCAUACACGGGGGAAGAGACCCUGCAGAAGAUAGAAGUUACAAUCAGAGACCAGCAAGCGCCAUCUCUCCUGCGAAACCUGAGUGACCACACAGUGGCCGUCAGCAGCUCAACCAUGUGGGACUGCCAUGCUAGCGGUGUCCCGGAGCCUCAGAUAACCUGGUUUAAAAACAACCGCAAAAUACAGCAAGAACCCGGAAUUAUUUUAGGACCAGGAAGCAGCACACUGUUUAUUGAAAGAGUCACCGAAGAGGAUGAAGGCGUCUAUCAUUGCAUAGCCACCAACCAGAAGGGCUCCGUGGAGAGCUCGGCAUACCUCACCGUGCAAGGAACUUCGGACAAGUCCAGUCUGGAGCUGAUCACACUGACAUGCACCUGUGUGGUGGCCACCCUCUUCUGGCUCCUGCUAACACUCUUUAUCCGAAAGCUGAAAAGGUCGUCUUCCGAAAUAAAGACCAACUACCUAUCGAUUAUAAUGGAUCCAGAUGAAGUGCCCCUGGACGAGCAGUGUGAACGGCUCCCUUAUGAUGCCAGCAAGUGGGAGUUUGCCCGGGAGAGACUCAAAUUGGGCAAAUCGCUUGGUAGAGGGGCUUUUGGGAAAGUGGUUCAAGCAUCUGCUUUUGGCAUUAAGAAAUCUCCCACGUGCCGGACAGUGGCUGUGAAAAUGCUGAAAGAGGGAGCCACGGCCAGUGAGUACAAAGCUCUGAUGACCGAGCUCAAGAUCUUGACCCACAUUGGCCACCAUCUGAACGUGGUUAACCUGCUGGGAGCAUGCACCAAGCAAGGAGGGCCUCUGAUGGUGAUUGUGGAAUACUGCAAGUAUGGAAAUCUGUCCAACUACCUCAAGAGCAAAAGGGACUUAUUCUUUCUCAACAAGGACUCUGCACUCCACCUGGAGCUGAAGAAAGAAAGAGUGGAGGCAGGCCUGGAGCAAGGCAAGAAGGCGAGACUGGCCAGCGUCACCAGCAGCGAGAGCUUUGCCAGCUCUGGGUUCCAGGAAGAUAAAAGUCUGAGCGAUGUUGAGGAAGAGGAGGACGCUGAUGAGUUCUACAAGCAGCCCAUCACCAUGCAAGAUCUGAUCUCUUACAGUUUUCAAGUGGCCAGGGGCAUGGAGUUCUUGUCAUCCCGAAAGUGCAUUCAUCGGGACCUGGCAGCCAGAAACAUUCUCUUAUCUGAGAACAAUGUGGUGAAGAUUUGCGAUUUUGGCCUCGCCCGGGAUAUUUAUAAGAACCCUGAUUAUGUGAGAAAAGGAGAUACUCGACUUCCGCUGAAGUGGAUGGCUCCGGAAUCCAUCUUCGACAAAAUCUACAGCACCAAGAGUGACGUGUGGUCCUAUGGAGUGCUGCUGUGGGAAAUCUUCUCCUUAGGUGGGUCUCCAUACCCUGGCGUGCAGAUGGACGAAGACUUCUGCAGCCGCCUCAAGGAAGGCAUGAGGAUGCGGGCACCCGAGUACGCAACACCGGAAAUCUAUCAGAUCAUGCUGGACUGCUGGCACAAAGACCCCAAAGAAAGGCCCAGGUUUGCGGAGCUUGUGGAGAAACUCGGCGAUUUGCUUCAAGCCAAUGUGCAACAGGAUGGCAAGGACUACAUCCCGCUCAAUGCUAUUCUGACGGGAAACAACGCGCUGACCUACUCGGCUCCCGCCUUUUCCAAGGACUUCUUCAAGGGGGGCGUCUCCCUCCCCACGUUUCAUCCGGGAAGCUCUGACGAUGUCAGAUACGUGAACGCGUUCAAGUUCAUGAGCCUGGAGAGAAUCAAAACACUCGAAGAACUCUCACCACACAACACCACCCUGCUUGAUGAUUACCACGUGGACAGCAGCCCUCUGUCGGUCUCCCCCCUGCUGAAGCGCUUCACCUGGACAGAGAGUAAACCCAAGGCCCCGCUCAAGAUCGAUUUGAGAGUCACCAGCAAGAGUAAGGAGUCCGGGCUGUGUGACAUCGCCAUGCCCGCUUUCUGUCAUUCCAGCUGUGGGCACCUCAGCAAGGGCAGGCGCAGGUUCACCUACGACCACGCCGAGCUGGAACACAAGGUCUCUUGCUGCUCUCCGCCCCCAGACUACAACUCUGUGGUCCUGUACUCCACUCCACCUGUCUAGGACUCAGCACAGCCUUACUUCCGGAAGCACCUGUGUACUGACAUCCCCACAACACUAGCUUUUGCCAGUAUUAUGCAUCUCUAAGUUUACACCUUUUCCUUUCCACAGGAGUGAGCUGCUUUUUCCAAUAUUUUUUU
Ochotona princeps (American pika) is the source of this 4304-nucleotide messenger RNA. It is a transcript of the gene FLT1, whose product is annotated as fms related receptor tyrosine kinase 1. The coding region runs from base 154 to 4167 and encodes 1337 amino acids. NCBI's taxonomy places the organism in Eukaryota, Metazoa, Chordata, Mammalia, Lagomorpha, Ochotonidae. Gene Ontology annotation, biological process: positive regulation of kinase activity; protein phosphorylation; cell migration. Gene Ontology annotation, cellular component: signaling receptor complex; plasma membrane. Gene Ontology annotation, molecular function: ATP binding; vascular endothelial growth factor receptor activity. The record is from RefSeq and is a predicted model, not a curated record. The transcript has 30 exons.